AUGGCCGCGUCGGAGCGGCGCCUCGGCGACGCGUGGGUCAUCGCCCAGCGGCGCAGCGGCCUCAUCGUCGGCGUCGCCGUGCCCCUGGUCAUCUUGCUGCGCUGGCCCGGCGCCGCGCUCGCCGUGAUCCGCGGCGCGGCGCCGCUCGUGACGGCCGCGCUCGGCGUCGCCGCGCGCCUCUUCGUGCAGAACCCGCGCCUCGUGCCCGUCUUCACGGGGCUCAUCCGCCAGUUCGGCGGCCGCUACUGGACCGCGGCCGUCAACCGCGCGCGCGCGAGGCUCCGCGAGCGCGACGCGCGCAAGGGCCGCGACGCCGCGUGGAAGGCGGACCAGGACCGGCGCCGCGACGAGGCCCGGCGGCGCGCCCACGCCCAGGACCAGCACAAUAGGCGGCGCGGGCGGUGCGCUAGAAUAGAUCUAGUAUCGUCCCCGUGGACGGACGCCGCCGGGAAGCCGAGUCCCUUCCCGACGGAGGCGCCGCCGUCGAGCUCCAUCGCCAACUUCCGGAAGAAGGAGGACGCGCUCAUCGGCGACCUCUCCGGGUCCAUCGACGCGAAGAAUGCGGCGGCGACGGAGGCCGUCUACACGACGAAGACGACGAGCGAGCUCUCCAUCACGAACCAGAUGGAGCUCAUGAAGAGCCUCGAGGGCACGGGCCUGUCGAAGAGCAUUUUGUCCCACCAGGUCGCCGCGAACACGGUGCACGCGCGCGAGCUCGCGGCGCUGCAGCUCAAGUACAGUACGAAGAACGCGGAGCUCGACGCGGCGCACUCGACGCACGAGGCCUUCGACGCGGCGAACAACAUGGCCAUCGCCGAGUCUUUGGCAGCCGUCGACGACGCGCGCGACCUCAGUGGCCUCCGCGCGCAGUACAACCUGCUCGUGCAGAAGGUCGUCGCGUCGCGGUCCCUGCACCAGCGCCGCGUCCAGGAGGUGCUCGAGGCCCAGGAGUUCGAGGCGUCCGGCAUCCGCCGCGAGCGCGACGCGCUCCUCAAGUCCCUCGACGAGAUCGAGGCCACGUACGACGCGUCCGUCCGCACGCUCGAGACGCAGCUUCUACUAUUAUUGCGCUCCAAGCUCGAGGUCCAGUACAAGGAGCAGCUCGAGUCCAUGAAGGCGAAGAUCGCGGCGCUGGAGCGCAAGCGCGACGACCAGACCGCGGCCCUCGCGCGGCUCCAGGAGGAGUACGCGGCGCUGCUCCGCCAGCUCGAGGACCAGCAGACGCAGCACGCGGCGCACGUCGCGGCCGCCGCGCGCGAGGCGCUGGCGAAGCAGCGCGCGGAGAUGGAGGCCGUCCUCGAGCAGCUGCGGGCGGAGCACGAGGCCGCGAAGCAGGACCUGCUGGACCAGCUCCACGCGCUCCGGCUCCAGCAGGAGGCGGACCAGCGCGCGCACGAGCGGCUCCUCGCGGACUUAAGGGCCCAGCACGAGGCGGAGCUCCAGAUGCUCCGCGAGAAGCACGACCACUCCAUCGGCAUGGAGCGCGAGACGCGCGAGGCGAACGCGUCGAGCGAGCUCGACUCGAUGCGGCGGAGCCACGACGACGAGGUCGACCGCGCGCGGCGCGACCUCGAGGCGCUCGAGGAGGCCAUGCGCGCGCACCAGCUCGCCAUCGACGCGCUGGGCCGCGAGCUCGACGACCUCAACCGCACGGCGCCCGCGAACCGGGGCUCGCUCGAGAACCGCCACGAGCAGGAGAUGGCGCAGCUCAAGGCUGAGCGCGAGGCCGCGGAUGAGGCGCGCGAGCAGAAGAAGAAGCUCGAGAUGGAGGAGGCCGUGAACCGCGCCGCCGAGGAGGCGCGGGAGCGCGCGCGCCGCGAGCUCGAGCUCCAGUUCCCCAAGACCGACGGCGAGCUCGACGCGAUGGAUCUCGAGCUCGAGCGGCUCCGGAAGCAGAUCCUGGCCGCGCGCGCGCGGACGAAGAACGCGAAGCACGAGGAGGAGGACACGAUCCGCGCCCUCGGCGAGGCCCACGGCAGCGCCAUGGCGGGCAUCAUGCUCGACGACGAGCCCGACGAGAAGGCGUGCUCCGGCGUCGGCGACGACCUCGACGACGUCCGCCGCAUGGUCCGCGAGCGCCGCGAGGAGCUCGUGCGCGCGGACAAGCAGGCGGCGUUGGACGAGCUCAAGGCCGACUGCGCGUCCUACGCGGACGCCUUGGCCGCGCUCCAGCGCGCGCUCGGCGCGGAGCGCAACGCGCACGGCUCCGAGGUCCGCCGCCAGCAGGCGGAGCUCGACGCCAAGGAGAGCGAGCUCGCGCUCCUGCGCGCCGAGGCCGCGUCCUUCGUCGUCGUCAGCAAGGUGACCGCGGCCAACGGGUCGACGACGACGACGACGAAGACGUCGGAGGUCCACGCGUCGCUCGGCGCGUCGCUCCUCACGUCGGCGACCGUCGACGGCGACGACCCCGUCAUGGCCGAGUGGCGCAAGCUCGUCCAGACGGAGAAGUCCAAGUUCGGCGCGACGACGGUCCGCGCGGCGCCGUCCGUCGUCGACCUCGACGCGACGAACUCGCGCAUCGCGAGCCUCACGGGCGACCUCAGCCUCGUGACGUCGAACCUCGCCAAGGCCAGCGACCCGGCCGAGAAGUCGUCCCUCCAGUCCAAGAAGUUCAUCAUCGAGGCCGAGAUGAAGAUGCUCAACUCCAUGGCCAAGUUCAAGGCGGCCCUGGCCGAGUCGGCGUCGGCGUCGCCGCGGCGGAAGAAGCCGGCGAAGAAGCAGCACCCGCCCAUGCUCGGGCAGCUCAAGCGGCAGCCGAGCCUCUUCAGCAGCUCGUCGCAGCUCCUCGCGUCGGCGGUCCACGAGGUCCAGCCCCUGACGUCCAUCAAGAACCAGCUCGCCGACGAGCGCGCGCGGCGGCGGCGCCACUUCGCCGCGAGCCAGCAGCCCGUCAUCUUCGACCGCUUCGCCGCCCGGGCCGGGUCGCCCGGCAAGGAGUCCAUGGCGAGCGAGCAGAUCCCCGGCGUCUCCGCGUCGCGGGCCUGGCUCGAGGACGACGCCGGCUCCGCCGGGUCCGGGGACCCCGAGGCCGCCGAGGCCGCGGCCGUGGCGAAGAUCAAGAAGGCGGCGAUCUUCUUCGACCGGUCGUACGCUUCCUCGCGCGAGUCCUUCCGCGCGUUCGAGGCGCCGAACCUGGACAGCGCCCAGCUCGCGGAGAUGGUGCGCCACGCGUCGAACGUGCGGCUCACGCGCGCGGAGACGGCCGCGCUCGCCGCGCGCUACCCCGGCGAGGGCGCCGGCGAGAUCGACGGCCCCGCGUUCGUGCGCUUCUUCUUCCGCUGCGGCUUCGAGGCGCGCACGGAGGAGCGCACGCGGCGCUGGGAGGCCGCGGCGGAGAACGACCGGGAGCGGGAGCGGAGCCACCAGCGCGUGCUCGACCGCGACGAGGCGGAGCGGCGGCGGACCGUGACCGCGCCGUACACCGCGCGCGACGAGGAGAACGCGUGGACGAAGCUCGCCAAGGUCGCGAAGAACAAGGGGCUCCAGGGCGACCUCGUGUCGCGCGCCGCCUUUGAAAGUUUGAUGACGCCCGCGGAGAUCAAGCUGCAACUCAAAAAAUCGUACAACAUCGACAUGACGCACGCGGAGAUGGGCGCGAUCUGCGGCCGCUUCGACAAGAACGCGUCGGGCCAGAUCAACGGCGCCGAGUUCCAGUACGAGUGGUCCCACGUCCUGGACGGCAACCGGUCCAAGAACUUCUUCGGCCAGCUCAAGGAGGGCGAGCGGCGGUCGAGCCUUUUGGCGCCGCCGAAGCUCGACGCGCUCGAGGCGGAGGCCGGCCCCGAGGAGGGCGGCGGCUUCAUCGACGACGGCACGGCGCGCCGCGGCUCCGUGACGCGCCUGUCCUUCGGCAUGGCCAAGAUCGGCGCGAAGACGUCGGACCCGGGCAAGGUGCUGCGGCGGCGGACGUCCGUGUCGCGCGAGCAGAACGCGCUCCUCCUCGCGCAGCUCCGGGCGCCGCCGGCGACGGCGCCGGCGGCGCCGGCGCCGGAGCGGAAGCGCCACACGAGCCGCCCCGCGACGUCCGACGCCGUGCCCUUCGCGCAGCGGCGGCCGAGCUCCUUGGUGAUCCCGACGGCCGUCGCGCCGCGGCCGCUGACGCGCGAGCGGUCCUACAGCGGCCGCGCGGCGACCGCGCCCCAGGCCGCCAAGGCGCCCCUCCACAAGUUCGCCGCCAAGCCCGAGCUGCCGGGCCAGAUCGCGCGCGCGGCGCCCAAGCCGCGCGCCGCGCCGCUCGACGUCGUCCGCUUCGCGCCCGAGCCGGAGCCGCGGCGCGCCGAGGACUACGGCGGCGACUUCCGCGCCAUGCUGCUCGACGCCGGCCGGGAAAAGCGCGGGGCCGACGCGCUGGGGGCGCGGCCCGCGACGACGGGGAGUCCGACGAGGCCGGCCACGUCGGGCCGCGCGGACCCCGGGGGCGGCCUCUAA
Messenger RNA from Aureococcus anophagefferens, 4428 nucleotides. RefSeq lists its product as hypothetical. The record is from RefSeq and is a predicted model, not a curated record. The coding region runs from base 1 to 4428 and encodes 1475 amino acids. The transcript has 4 exons. NCBI's taxonomy places the organism in Eukaryota, Pelagophyceae, Pelagomonadales, Pelagomonadaceae.